AUGAGCCGUAUCACCAAUCCGAACGUCUCCGCGAUUUUCAAGCGGCCGUGGGUGGAAAAGUGGUUCAUUCCACUUUCCAACUGGUAUGUCAACUUGGCUGGAUGGCGAAAAUUAGGUCUGAGAUACGAAGACUUGAUUCCCGAAGAAAAUGAUGUCGUCCAGCUGGCCCUAAAGAGAUUGCCACCCAAGGAGGCCUACGACCGCGUCUUCCGACUCCGAAGAGCUUUCCAAUGCUCCUUGUCUCAUCAAAUUCUACCUCCAGAAGAACAUACAAAACCAGAAGAUGAUAUUGCAUAUCUGAGCCCUAUCAUUGCGGAAAUAGAGGCCGAGUUGAAGGAACGUCAUGAUUUGGACACCGCACAGGUUGAGAAGAAGAAGAAGUAG
This is a messenger RNA of Rhinocladiella mackenziei CBS 650.93, 384 nucleotides long. RefSeq lists its product as uncharacterized. The transcript has 4 exons. The record is from RefSeq and is a predicted model, not a curated record. Gene Ontology annotation, biological process: mitochondrial electron transport, ubiquinol to cytochrome c. Lineage: Eukaryota; Fungi; Ascomycota; Eurotiomycetes; Chaetothyriales; Herpotrichiellaceae. The coding region runs from base 1 to 384 and encodes 127 amino acids.